AUGUCCUUCGUCCCCUCCGCUCUCAGAUCGACAUGCGUCCCGCAUCUUCUCUUGUCCGCUCGCACCCUGCACACUCGACGUUGUGUCACUACAGUGUGCCGAAACGCUCACGCGUCUUCCUCGCCAGCUGACACCCGACUGCAGGCGGCUCAACGCAGCUUCUCAACAACGCCUACGGUUACCAGGAGCUUGCUACUGAACGCUAGCAAGGGGAAGCAGCGAUGGGAUAGCCCGUUGCGCUCGCAUGCAUGCGCUUCGCGGUCACUGGGUCAGGGACUCAACGUCUCGCGAAUAGCCAAAACGUCCCCGCUCGAUGCCGCACGAAUACACCGGCAGCCGAGCAGCGCAAGAGGCUUUCACGCAACGGCGCGACGUGAGGCGCUUCCGCUACUUCCUGCACUAGGCGUCUUCUUCAAAGGCACAACAAUCCUCGGUCUUGCGACUGGCCUGUCACGGGUCCUUAUCUCGUUCUUUCCAAUCGGCACCUUGGCAACGCUCCGCAUGGCACGCGGUGUGACAUGGCUCGAGAAGGACAAGCGAGUCCCGGACGCGACGCACGAUGCAGAGGAGUUCUGGAAGAUGUGGUGCGAGGAUGAGCGUCCGAUCCGCGUAAAACCGCAGGAGGUGCCUUUCCUCGUCAACUCACCGCAGGAUGAGCACGGGGGUUAUGUUCUACCGAACGGCCGUGUUGCCUAUAGUGCACCCAUGCCUCGGAGUUGGAAACGCAAGAUUGGAGACGGCAAGAGCGAGCCUCAAGCGCAGAAGCGAGCAGAAGAGUACAAACUCAAAUGGGUUGGCUUCUUCCUCCCUCCUCUACCGCCUGCGUCGAAACGGUCGUACAGUGAUCUGAAGCCAGAGGAGCAACAGCAGGUCGAAGCUCUUCGUCGAUACUACUGCUCUCUUCGACUGUUCAAAGACCAGCUGCGAAAUUCGCGACUUGUCGUCGCAACGCUGAUCGGCAUUCCGAUUCUGCUAUUGUGCCUCGUGUGGCUGACUGGCCUGGAGCGCGUGCCGCUCACCGGGCGGUGGCGGCUGAUCCUCCUGACGCCCGAGGACGAGGAGGCGGUCUCGACGUCGCUCGAGGGUGCGAACUGGUUCAAGAGCGUGAUCGCCCUCUUGACCACGCCGGAGGCGCCGGCACCGCCGAUCCUCCCGUUGAACGACUGGCGAUGGGGCUGGGCUCAGCGCACGCUCCGCCACCUAGAGAACGAGUGCGUUGCCGAGGUCUUCCGCGUCACGCAGGGCGACACGUCGGCUCCGAAGGGAAAGGAGGCAACGUGGCCACCGCCACCAGAGUAUCCCCUCCUUCCACGCGCACGCGCCAGUGCACGGCUGCACGCGGCUCUGCCGGGAGGCGACAAGUCGGGCCAGGAGCACUUCGAGCUCGGCCCGCCUUACAGCUUGAUGCUGAUGGAGAGCCCCGAGAAGAACGCAUUCUCGUACGGCUUUGGCGCGAACGGCGCAGGCGGCAUCGUACUCUACACUGGCCUGCUGGACGAUAUCAUGGCGCACAAUGGCAGCCCGCCUCCACCGCCGCCAAAACGCAGCUGGCUCGCGAGCCUCUUCCUCCCUCCGCCGCAGCAGCCGACACACCCGACGCCGAGCCAGAAGCAGGACCUGCAUCUUGCCACCGUGCUAGCACACGAGAUGGCCCAUCUCCUCCUCAGCCACCACCUCGAAACCCUCUCGCACCAACAGGUACUCUGGCCCUCCGUCCUUGGUCUCAGCAUGGACAUGAUCCGCGCCUUCAUCUGGCCCUUCACUAUCUUCCUCGGGCCGACCGUAAACGACGCGCUCGCCAGUGUCGGCCGCACGACAACCGAAGAAAUGAGCAAGUCGCAAUUCGUCGGUUUCGACAAGGAACACGAGUACGAGGCCGACCUCUUAGCACUCCGCAGACUCCUCGCUAUCGCCGGGUACGACCCGAAAGAGGCCGUGGAGGACUUUGCGGGCUCGAUCGCGCAGCUCGACGAGAUGCAGUCCGAGACGGAGCGUAGGCGGUCGUGGUGGAGCUUGUUCAAGCUGUGGAACAACUCGCACCCCAGCGUCAGCGAGCGCGUUGGCAAGAUGCGCGAUGAGCUCAGGAAGUGGGACAAGUAUCGCCUCGAGCACCCCUUCGGGGACGGUGCGGAACAGAUCCAGCUCACCGCGGACAGACAGAAGCAAUAG
Trichosporon asahii var. asahii CBS 2479 is the source of this 2169-nucleotide messenger RNA. Its product is annotated as putative metalloendopeptidase protein. The record is from RefSeq and is a predicted model, not a curated record. Gene Ontology annotation, cellular component: mitochondrial inner membrane. Lineage: Eukaryota; Fungi; Basidiomycota; Tremellomycetes; Trichosporonales; Trichosporonaceae. Bases 1 to 2169 code for a protein of 722 amino acids. Gene Ontology annotation, biological process: mitochondrial protein processing; protein quality control for misfolded or incompletely synthesized proteins. The transcript has 4 exons. Gene Ontology annotation, molecular function: metalloendopeptidase activity.